GCGCCGGUGGCGGGGCGGGCAGCCAGGCAGCCGCAGGUGGGGCCUGGAGCGGUGGCUGAGGGACCGAGCCAGGGAGCCCCGCAGCCCCGCGCGGAGCGCCCAAGAUGCCCGGCGGGGACUCGGAGCAGGUGCGCUACUGCGCGCGCAUCUCCUACCUUUGGCUCAAGUUCUCGCUCAUCAUCUACUCCACGGUGUUCUGGCUGAUUGGGGCCCUGGUCUUGUCCGUGGGGAUCUAUGCAGAGGUUGAGCGGCAGAAAUACAAAACCCUCGAAAGUGCCUUUCUGGCCCCGGCCAUCAUCCUCAUCCUCCUGGGGGUCGUCAUGUUCAUCGUCUCCUUCAUUGGCGUGCUGGCUUCCCUGCGUGACAACCUGUGCCUUCUCCAAGUGUUUAUGUACAUCCUUGGAAUCUGCCUCAUAAUGGAGCUCACUGGUGGUGUGGUGGCCUUGAUCUUCAGGAACCAGACCAUUGACUUUCUGAAUGACAACAUUCGAAGAGGAAUUGAGAACUACUAUGACGAUCUGGACUUCAAAAACAUCAUGGACUUUGUCCAGAAGCAGUUUAAGUGCUGUGGUGGGGAAGACUACCAAGACUGGAGCAAAAACCAGUACCAUGACUGCAACGCCCCUGGACCCCUGGCCUGCGGGGUGCCCUACACCUGCUGCAUCAGAAACACGACAGAAGUCGUCAACACCAUGUGUGGCUACAAAACUAUUGACAAGGAGCGCCUCAGUGUGCAGGACGUCAUCUAUGUGCGGGGCUGCACCAACGCCGUGCUCAUCUGGUUCACGGACAACUACACCAUCAUGGCGGGCAUCCUGCUGGGCAUCCUGCUCCCCCAGUUCCUGGGGGUGCUGCUGACGCUGCUGUACAUCACCCGGGUGGAGGACAUCAUCAUGGAGCACUCUGUCACCGACGGUCUCCUGGGACCUGGCGCCAAGCCCAACGUGGAGGCAGCGGCCACUGGGUGUUGCUUGUGCUACCCCAGUUAGGGCCCUGGCCUGGGACGGCGGCUCCAGCAGGACCGUGCCGGACAGCACCUCUCAGUUCACAUCAGGCACACGCUGGGCACCGACCCCCAGGCUGCUUGUGCCUGCAUGCGGCAUCCCAGGGCCACUGCCUCCCCUAAGAGGCCUCGCUGAGGCCGCUGGGAUCCUGCACCCACACUGCUGGGCCUGGGGAGCAAGGGCGUCCCUUCUCCAGGCCUGGUCCACAGGGGAAGGGGAGCUCGUGCCGUUUCAUUUCGGCAGUGCCUUGGCCGGCGGUGUUUAUGCCCUUUUGAGGGCAGUUUUGUAGUGAUUUGUAAGCAGCAAGAGAGGAGUGUGUCCCACGGGGCAGGAGGGGUGGGUGCAGCCCUGGGCCCCCCAGUGCCCCCGCCACGCCCCAGAGCCCGGGUGGGACCAUUUCUCAGCCUCCAGAGUGCCUUGAGCCCCUCCCCAAGGGCUGUGGCUUCGCUGACCCUAUUUUAUUUACAUGAUUUUUGCGACACUCAUGUUUUGUACACAGUUAACAGGACUUUCUGACUAAUCAAAGCUGGAAGUUUCUCACACACCCCAUUGAUGGCCCUCCAAGUUGGUUCAUUAAUUAUACAAUAAAGACAUGA
Molecule: messenger RNA, 1600 nt
Organism: Cynocephalus volans (Philippine flying lemur)
Lineage: Eukaryota; Metazoa; Chordata; Mammalia; Dermoptera; Cynocephalidae
Gene: TSPAN15
Product: tetraspanin 15
Exons: 8
Coding region: 105-989 (294 amino acids)
Cellular component (GO): plasma membrane
Source: RefSeq, a predicted model, not a curated record